AUGUCUAGUGGUCCGGACUACUGCGGCUGGGGCGCCAAGCAGGGCAGCAAGGUGCGCACAUGGAAAAACCGCUACUUCGUUCUGCGUGGGCGAGAGUUGGUCUAUUAUUCAGGAGCCAAGAGCGAUGGCAGUGGCGCUGGGGUCAAUGAGAAGGGUCGUCUCAAAGUGAUCAAUGUGGACUACUCUCCCGACCGAAAAAACGGGCUGCUCAUCCACGGAGAAGGAAAAGACCUUAAGAUGACAACCGCCAGUGCGCAAGAGAGUCGAGUACUGUUCCGCAGAAUUAAAGAAGCAAUCGGGGAGCAGGAGACGAGCUUCAGGCUGUCAACGCCACAGACUCAACCGAAAUUGGUCAAAAGGACCGUCGAAAAAGACGGUUGGUUACUAAAAGAAGAGCCGCAAUUGCAAGCGUGGAAGCGAAGUUAUGUCAUACUCAGUGGUAGUUCAGUCGAGUUUUGCGCUCAUCGGAACGCUGCUCCCGUUGAUUCGCUGACACUAAUGAAAGUGGAGGCAGAUGAGACUAGUCCGCUGUCACUAGGACUCGUUGCCAGAGGAGGAAAAGUGGUUCAUGUUGCAGCCGAGACGAGAGACGAGAUCGAAGACUGGGAUCGAGCUCUUGCGACUGCUAUUGGACAACCGUUGGCUCUGCAACAAGUGACGAAAGUGCAACAAGACGUUGGGAACCAAGAGAUGGAAAGUAUGACUGACACAGAUUUAGUCGCUCGAAAGUACUCGACGGCAGUGUGUGAAGGUUGGCUCGAGAAGCUUGGACAACGCAGUAAAGUCUGGAAGAAGCGAUAUAUGUCGCUGGCGAAUGGAAUGCUAGAGUAUCGCAAAGGUCCAAUGGAGCAGCUGUCGGCAGAGCUCUAUGUCACAGACGUCAGAUACAGCAGUGAACACUUGGAUGCUCUAGAGAUUGAAUUUGGCUCCGAUAAAGCGCUUACGAACGGUGACACCAUCUGUGUAAGAGCAGAAUCCGUUCGUGAGCUGGAGAGAUGGAUGGAUCGACAGAGCAAACCUCAACUGCCCCCGUUUCCAAGAAACGUGUUGCAUUCUCAAGACAGCGAUAAGUCCUCGAGUAACACCCAACCAUCAACCCCUGCUAACACUGAUCGCUCUUCUGGCACUCAAGUUACUGUCUCUACAACUGCAAACCGUAGUAAGCGGGGAUGGCUGUACGAGCAAGACGAUGUCGCAUCGUCGUGGAAGCUGAGAUACUUUAUUCUCAAUGGAAACACUCUCCACCACAACAAACACGUCAAUGGAACGUCAGAAACCCUUGGCAGUGUGGCCAGCAUUACGCGUAACUACGAGACAGCGGGAUUUCUGUGUAUUCAAUUCGAAGAUGGCAAUACUCUGAACGUGUUCGGCGAGACAAAACCCGAUACUGAUGCGUGGUAUGCUGCUCUGUGCAAGGCGUCCUGGAGCUCAGCUGAGAACCCACCGGAAGGGAUGUCAGUUUCCAAUCAAGACGAAGAGGAAGAAGAGCUCCACGCUGAGAAUGGUUUCCGAGGGUGGCUAUUGAAGAAAGGGCAGAACUUCAAGACCUGGAAGCGACGCUAUUUCGUGCUUGAAAGCAGUCGACUUGCCUACAGUGCGACGGCUGAUAGCGAAGUUUUGGGCUCUGGUGUGGUGUUCGACGUUAACGUGGGGGAUCUCCGCCCCUUUUGCCUCAACAUUCGCUUCCAGAAUGGUCGUCUUCUUCACGUCGUGGCCCCCACUCAUGAAGCGUUCUCGAAGUGGUUUGAUGUGCUCCGGAAAGCGUCCAAUCUGGCUGAGUCGUUUCUGUCUCAAAGCAAUGGGAAAGCUGUGUUGGAUGAAGAAUUCGACAAUGAUUUGGGGGAGACCGCGAACGACGUGGAUGUGGAGUUUACGGAGCAAGACUACGCCGAGUACGAGAUAUCUCUGCGCGAAGGUGAAGGAGCCUCGAUGUGGAUUGCUGCCAUGCAGAGUAAACCCGAGUACGAUGCGAUCAGCUCGUCAUCUUCCGAGCAAGGCGACCAAGAAGCGGCUGCCGCACAAGGUUGUGUCGGGUGGUUGAGGAAGGAAGGCGGAAAAGUCAAGAGCUGGAAGCGACGGUACUUUGCGCUGUACGGCUCAAGGCUGAGCUACUACAAGAGUGAAAAGGGAUCUCUAUUACGCUCCGUUAGCGUCGUCAGUAUAGAGCCACAUCCGACAGUCUCACUGGGUCUGGUAGUGUCUACUCAUAGUGGUCGAAAGCUGAUCAUGCAGGCUGAUUCAAACGAAGAGUUUGACAGAUGGCUCAGUGCCAUUCAAGGAGCUGUGGCUGGAGAGAACGAGAGGAAAUUGACAGUGGUGGAAGCUCCAAUGAUGAACGUGGUCAGAGACACCAGAUCGAGUGACGACUUGAAAGCCUCAGUUAGCCACAGUGGGUGGCUGCAGAAAGAAGGGCAGCGGUUCAAGACGUGGAAAAGGCGCUAUUUCACUUUGAAGAAUAGCGCCUUGAUCUACUACAGUGAGGUCGGAGGAGUAGCGCGAGGUCACGGCAUGGUGAAAGGUGUGCAUCAGGAUACCAAGCCACUUACUCUUGUGAUUGAGUUCCGUAGUGGCAAGACCAUGCGUGUGACAGCGGUAAGUGAGACGGAGAUGAACGCGUGGCUUCAGGCCUUGUCACGAGGUCGUACCUCCAGUAGUGUCAUGACCGUUGUCUCGGAGAUGACCGAUGAUGUGGUGGACUCGGAGAGUGACGAAGACGAUCCAGAGCGUGCAGCUCGCAUUAGUCGAUUCGAUUCGAGCGACUAUAUCAAUGAUACGAUGACGAACGACACGAUCAUGCGUCUUCAAGACGAAGAAGGGAAGGGGACAAUGUUGGAAUCUCGCGUCAACAUUUCUCGCUCUUUCAAGGGAGAGCUCACGUUUGACGAGGAAGAAGAAAAAGAAGACAUGGGGAUCAGCACUACUGGUGCAGAUUACUAUCGAAAACUACUCGCUGAAGAUGAGCGAGUUCAACAAGAACGAUCAGAUGAAAACCUAGCGAAAGGAGAACCGCCGAUCACCGGAUGCGCGCCGUGCUGCACGGUGAUGUAGGGAUCAUGGGCUUCAUUGACGAACUCUGUACUCUAGAUAGUACACUUCUACUUU
This is a messenger RNA of Phytophthora infestans T30-4, 3102 nucleotides long. RefSeq lists its product as uncharacterized. Lineage: Eukaryota; Oomycota; Peronosporomycetes; Peronosporales; Peronosporaceae. The coding region runs from base 1 to 3048 and encodes 1015 amino acids. The transcript is spliced from 3 exons. The record is from RefSeq and is a predicted model, not a curated record.